Molecule: messenger RNA, 1210 nt
Organism: Mastomys coucha (southern multimammate mouse)
Lineage: Eukaryota; Metazoa; Chordata; Mammalia; Rodentia; Muridae
Gene: Jagn1
Product: jagunal homolog 1
Exons: 2
Coding region: 141-692 (183 amino acids)
Biological process (GO): endoplasmic reticulum organization; vesicle-mediated transport; granulocyte colony-stimulating factor signaling pathway
Cellular component (GO): endoplasmic reticulum membrane
Source: RefSeq, a predicted model, not a curated record
GGAUAGAGAGGCCGGAAGUUCUCCCGGAGCUACACGCUGUGUACUGGAAGCCCGGCCGAGGCUGCAGGAAAGGGGUUCGCUGGGGGCUUGGCUGGGUGGGUGAGGCAGAGGGUCGACGUUAGGCGCCUUGGUUCUGCACGAUGGCGUCUCGGGCAGGCCCGCGAGCGGCCGGCACGGACGGCAGCGACUUUCAGCACCGGGAGCGCGUCGCCGUGCACUACCAGAUGAGUGUGACCCUCAAAUAUGAAAUCAAGAAGCUGAUUUACGUGCAUCUCGUCAUAUGGCUGCUGUUGGUUGCCAAGAUAAGUGUGGGACACCUGAGGCUCUUGUCACAUGAUCAGGUGGCCAUGCCCUAUCAGUGGGAAUAUCCAUAUUUGUUGAGCAUUGUACCCUCUGUCUUGGGCCUUCUUUCCUUCCCUCGAAACAACAUUAGCUACCUGGUGCUCUCCAUGAUCAGCAUGGGGCUCUUCUCCAUCGCUCCCCUCAUUUAUGGCAGCAUGGAGAUGUUCCCUGCGGCACAGCAACUCUACCGCCAUGGCAAGACCUAUCGCUUCCUGUUUGGCUUUUCUGCUGUCUCCGUCAUGUACCUGGUAUUGGUACUGGCAGUCCAAGUUCAUGCCUGGCAACUGUACUACAGCAAGAAACUCUUAGACUCUUGGUUCACCAGCACACAGGAGAAGAAACGGAAAUGAAGCCUGCCUGAUGGACUGCUUUGAGGGGUAAACCCAGGUCUCCCAUUGAGCAUCAUGAAGGGAACUUAUUCAGAAUCUCCAUGGACUGUGGCAUCUGUGAUGUUGGCACCUAGUGCACACUAGGCUCAAAUUUUGGCCUAGAGUUCUCUGUUACCAUCUGCUGAGGUGCAAAGCUGUAGUAUUUAAUUUUUUUCUUGACUAGCCACAGGUGGGUGACCAAUGGCUGUGAAACACUUUACCUGGUUGAACUUGAGGCCCUCUAGAGUUUGAGUUUUCCAGACUGAGCCUUAUCCUUGCCUUCUCUUGGUUGUAUUCCCUACUUCAUUCAUCACCUCUUCACCGCCAGUACUAGAAGAGAUCUGGAAUAAAUCAGUAUGUGAAAGUCUACUUCAAUAUGUGAUCUGUGGGUCACAGGGCAGGCAACAUUUGGGAAGUAGCUCCCCUACCGGCUGUUCUGUUUACUGCGAACCAUUUUAAAUCAAAAGAACCUCAAUAAAUAAAGUUAUGACUGUCCUGUG